AUGCAUACCAAACAGAGGUUGGCCGUAUACGAUCGUUUUGGACAUUUGUUACUUGGAUCAGAAACGGAACCACGAGGAAGUAGUGGAAUAUGUAUCGUGGAUGGUAUGUGGCGCCUGCAUGAUAAGGUUUAUCCAAGAUGGGUGCAACCAAAACAAGGUCCACUGAUCACACAUGCUAUUGCUGACGGAAGUGGAAGUGAACGACCUUUACAACCGUCGAGUCUUCCACUACGUGCCCAAGAGCUCGAAGAACAGCGCAAAAAGGACGAAAAAGAAGGGAAGACCAGCGAAGAAACGUGA
This is a messenger RNA of Cooperia oncophora, 300 nucleotides long. NCBI's taxonomy places the organism in Eukaryota, Metazoa, Nematoda, Chromadorea, Rhabditida, Trichostrongylidae. The record is from the annotation of a GenBank genome assembly.